Pangasianodon hypophthalmus (striped catfish) is the source of this 5186-nucleotide messenger RNA. RefSeq names its product phospholipase C like 5 (gene plcl5). The transcript is spliced from 6 exons. Bases 729 to 4079 code for a protein of 1116 amino acids. Gene Ontology annotation, molecular function: phosphatidylinositol-4,5-bisphosphate phospholipase C activity. NCBI's taxonomy places the organism in Eukaryota, Metazoa, Chordata, Actinopteri, Siluriformes, Pangasiidae. The record is from RefSeq and is a predicted model, not a curated record. Gene Ontology annotation, biological process: lipid metabolic process; intracellular signal transduction.
GCCAAUCAGCUUACAACACAUGUCCUUGGACUGGGGGAGGAAACUAGAGCACCUAGAGGAAACCCCUGAAGCAUGGGGAGGAGGGAUCUGAACCCCCAGCUCCGGAGGUGUGAUGCAACAGUGUUAACCACUAAACCACCAUGCCACAGUAUUACCUUUAUAUAUAUAUAUAUAUACAAUUUGUUGUAAACUUACUGUAAAUUGAACAAAACACAAUGCAAUAGGCUAUAAUGUUGAUAAUAUGUAGGCUAAGUAGGAACAGAAUGUUCGUUUAGUUGGAGAUGGAUGAUUCCGUGUAGCAGCUCUGAUCUACCGGAAACACGGAAACUGCGGCUGUAAUAAACUGCUGUAUGGGCGCGUGCUGCCACAGAGACGCCUAAUCGCGGCGCGAGCGCCAUCUGCGUGUGUGUUUGUGUGUGUGUUUGUGUGUAUGUGUGUGUGUUCAUCUGUUCACGAGAGAGAGAGACAGAGAGAGAGAGAGAGAGAGAGCAGCAGCAGAAGAAGAGUUUCAAUCAGUUUACACACAUCGCCUUCAUGGAUGUAUGAGAUCUCCGUCACGCGCAGAGGCGGUUUUCGGUUCCAGAGGGAGUUUGUUUUUCCGCACCGGCUUCCCGAAAGGCUGCACGCGAAAGCUCGCCCCCCCACCCAUCACCACCACCACCACCACCUUGUGCACAAUGCGCGGUGUGUGUGUCGGUGUUGGUGUGUGUAGCUGAGGGCGGACCACCAUGGCCGAGCCGGAGGCUAUGGACACGGCGAGACCCGCGCGAGACUUUCCCUCCGCUGCGCCGCGUGAGAGCGAUGCCGCUGCUGCUGCUGCUGCGGGCACGCGCGCGUUCCUCAACCCGGCCACUGCUGCUGUCCUCACCGGAGGACCCGGAGCGCGCGGAGCCGAGGCGGUGCACAGUAACGGCGGACACCGGAGCCGCGACAGCUCGGCGGAGAGGAGCCAAGGAGCCGGGAACGCACCUUGCGGCAUCAUGAAGAACAACUCCAAGCAGCGGCAGGUGAGGAAGAAGACAGUGUCAUUCAGCUCCAUGCCAAGUGACCGCAAGAUGAACAGCACAGCUGCCUGCAUGGCCUUCAUGUUGGAGGGAUGCGAGAUGAAAAAGGUUCGCUCCAACUCGCGCAUGUACAACCGGUACUUCCUACUGGACCCAGACUUGCGCUGGCUCCGCUGGGAACCUUCAAAAAAGGAUUCUGAAAAGGCUAAACUGGAGAUAAAAAGUAUCAAAGAGGUGCGGUUAGGGAAGAAGACCCCUGUCCUACGUAGCAACGGUCUCUCGGAUCAGUUUCCAGAUGAAUGUGCUUUCUCAAUCAUUUAUGGAGACAACUACGAGUCUUUGGAUUUAGUGGCAAGCACAGCAGAUGUGGUCAGCACCUGGGUGAUGGGACUGCGCUAUCUGGUUUCUUAUGGGCGGCACAUGGUUGGAGUGGUUGAAGCCACUCAGCCGAGCGUAAGAACCUCCUGGAUUGGCUCUGUGUUCGAGUUGGCUGAUGUCGAGAGGCAGGGACACAUUGACCUCUUCCGUGCCACACAGAUUAUCAAGGGGCUUAAUCCAGGCAUGAGGGAGUCACGGAUUGAGCUGAAGUUUAAAGAACUUCAGAAAGCCAAAGAAUGCUAUGGCGAGGCCAUUGACCUAGACUUGUUUGUAGAGGCAUAUUGUGAAUUGUGCACAAGACCUGAGAUAUUUUUCCUGCUUGUGCAGUUCUCUAGCAACAAGGAGUACCUGGAUUCUAAGGACUUAAUGUUGUUUGUGGAAGUGGAGCAGGGCGUAGAGGGAGUGACAGAAGAGAUGUGCCGUGAAAUUGUGAGAAAAUAUGAGCCAUCAGCUGAAGGUCGUGAUCACGGCUACCUAUCUAUUGAUGGUUUUACACAUUACCUCUUGUCAUCUGAGUGCCACAUUUUUGACCCACAGCACAAAAGCGUUUGUCAGGACAUGACACAACCCCUGUCUCACUACUACAUCAACUCCUCACACAAUGCCUCUUUGCUGGAGGACCAUUAUUGGGGCUCCUCAGACAUUAGCAGCUAUGUCCGUGCCCUGCGCAUGGGCUGCCGCAGCAUAGAGGUGGUGGUUUGGGAUGGCCCUGACUGUGAGCCUGUAGUCUACGUAGGCAGCUCUGUGGCCUCCCAAUUGGCCUUCUCAAAAGUCCUGGAUGUCAUUAACCAGUAUGCUUUUGAGAGCUCAGAGUAUCCUCUUAUCCUGUGCCUAGUGACACACUGCAGUGUGCCACAGCAGAGAGUCAUGGCCCAGCACAUGAAGAAGAUCCUGGGGGACAAACUCCACACAGAGCCUCCCAGUCCUGAGGAAAACUAUCUGCCCUCACCGGAGAAACUAAAGGGCAAGAUACUUCUGAAAGGGAAAUGCCUUCCACCUGAUAUACAAGAUUCUGAAGGGGAGGUGACUGAUGAGGAGGAGGGGCUUGAGAUGUCACGGCGCAUGGUGGGAGCAGAUGAGAAGGACCAUCUCAAUGGUUUCGGUUGCAAGAGGCUGCAACUUUGUAAAGAAUUGUCAGAUCUUGUCACCCUUUGCAAAUCUGUCCAAUUUAGAGAUUUUGACUCCUCAAAGAGGGAACAGAAGCACUGGGAGAUAUGUUCUUUCAAUGAGGUGGAUGCUAAUCGCUUUGCUAAUGAGUACCCUGAGGACUUUGUCAGUUAUAAUAAGCGAUUUCUAUCACGGGUAUACCCAACUCCCAUGCGCAUUGAUGCCAGCAAUAUGAACCCACAGGACUUUUGGAAAUGUGGUUGUCAGAUUGUGGCUAUGAAUUACCAAACACCAGGCCUUAUGAUGGACCUCAAUUUGGGUUGGUUUAGGCAAAAUGGCAACUGUGGUUAUGUGCUGCGCCCUGCCAUAAUGCGCGAGGAGGUCUCGUACUUCAGUGCCAAUGCUCGUGACUCUUUGCCUGGUGUAUCUGCCCAGCUCCUCCAUAUCAAGGUGAUCAGUGGCCAAAACCUGCCAAAACCUCGAGGCUCAGCAGCAAAAGGUGAUGUAGUUGAGCCAUACAUCUAUGUAGAGAUCCACGGAAUCCCUGCCGAUUGCGCUGAGCAGCGCACAAAGACUGUAUCACAGAAUGGUGACAAUCCCAUUUUUGAUGAGAGCUUUGAGUUCCAGAUCAAUCUGCCUGAACUAGCAGUUUUGCGCUUCGUGGUUCUUGAUGAUGACUACAUUGGGGAUGAGUUCAUUGGCCAGUACACCAUACCCUUUGAGUGCCUGCAGCCUGGAUAUCGUCAUGUACCACUGCAGUCACUUACAGGAGAGUUUUUGCCCAAUACCACAUUAUUUGUUCACGUGGCCAUUACGAACAGGCGUGGUGGGGGCAAAGCUCACAAGAGGGGUCUUUCUGUGAGGAAGGGUCGCAAGGCAAGGGAGUACACUUCAACCAAGACCACUGGGAUCAAAGUGAUAGAUGAACUUUUCAGGGCUUCCACGCAGCCACUUCGGGAGGCAACAGAUUUGCGGGAAAACGUGCAGAAUGCAAUGGUAUCAUUUAAGGAGCUAUGUGGGCUGACCCCAGCAGCUAACAUGAAGCAGUGUAUACUGACCGUCUCAUCAUGGCUGCUGAACAGCGAGAGGUCUCUGCGCGUCACCGUGGACUUGAGUGAGUCCUACCCCACCAUGGAGGCCCAGGGUGCUGUCCCGGAGUUACUGCGCAAAGUCCUCAUGGCCUAUGACACGAUGAUCCAGACGAGUCGUACUCUGAUCGAAUCAGCAGAUAGUGUCUACUCCAAACUUACCCAGUCACAACGAGCAGGGUUGGAUUUCCAUGAAGAUCUGCACCGGAUCGGCGCUAAGGAGGGCCUGAAAGGUAGAAAACUGCAGAAGGCCAUGGAGAGCUACGCCUGGAAUAUUACUGUUCUCAAGGGCCAGGCGGACUUGUUGAAGCAUGCCAAAUCCGAGGCGAUGGACACCCUGAAGCAGAUCCACUACGCUGCUCACUCCUGCGGCCUGGCCAAGAAUGGAGCCUCCACUUCACCAGCCUCGCCUUUGCUGCCUCCUUACCCGCGGUCCCUCGGAGCCUUACACACCAUCCCCGAGACAGACUACCCCACCACAGACACAAAUACCUUACACUGAUAUAAUAUACAUAGAGCAAGAAACAGGGAGAAAGAGAAAGAGGAAGGGAACAAGACAGGACAGGUGACCUUGGAAAGGUGGGAACAAAGCAAUGUCUUCAAGGACACAGAGAUAGGGGGAAUAAAAGGCCGUAGAAGCAUUAGAAGAAGGCAGGUCUGUACAGAUUGGUCCACUUCAGCUGUCUCUUCAGCAAUUGCUAGACAAGUGGAAAGCCAAGGACUCCACUUGCUCUGAGGCAUCUGUAAUGAGAAGGUGGAAAUGGCUGCUUUAUGUUACUGUAUGGACUCUGGUUAAAGCACUAACCCGAGCCUCUUACACUGUAACCUAAUGCUCAAACCUAAUCAGAAAUGAAACCUGGUCUUUUUAUCCUAGUUCUCAUCUUUGAAAGUUGUAUACUAGCUGUAAAGGUCAGGAAUGUCCCAUAAAUCUUAUAAUAGUAAUAAUAUUCAAAGGAAGCUCAAGUAAUAAAUAUAAUAAAUCAUUACGUAAAUCAAGGGCAGGCUGUAAUAAAGGCACAGAGACGUACCAUUUCAAACACACACACUCAUAUUUUAUUUUAUUUUAUGUUUAUAUUUCUGUCCUUUGGACUUUUAUCCAGGGGUUUUAUCCAGUGUGUGAAAGUGUGUUAUCUGUCUGUCCUAAUACUCACCAUAGUGUUCGAACUGGAACUUGGACUUCUCCUAUUGAGACAGACUGAACUCAAAGGAAAAAAAUACAGCACAGAGACUCAGACAAGCAAAUAAUCGGAAUUGUGAAUUAAUUCAGUCAAUAAUUUUUGAACUAAUUAAAGGACAAUUUACAGUCUAGCUCUGAGCAAUUCACACUGUUUGUGAACAAAGUGACUAUUGUAAUAACUACUGUAACUAUUGUGGGUAGAUAUAUUAAUAUUGCAGUUAUUUUAUAAUUACAGUAUGUCCUGCUGUACCCAUAGUCAAGAUGUCACUGGAAUGGAAAAGGUUAAAGGCCAAACAGGGUGAGUGGAAGGGGGGAGGGAUUUUUAGAGAAAGAGUAACGGGUGUUGUGGCAUCUGCAGAAUAACACCUCAUUUGAUUUCUUUCAUUUAUUAAGCCCAUAAUAUAUUAUAAAAGUGAAAUGGCGCUAGAACUA